Molecule: messenger RNA, 746 nt
Organism: Erythranthe guttata (spotted monkey flower)
Lineage: Eukaryota; Viridiplantae; Streptophyta; Magnoliopsida; Lamiales; Phrymaceae
Source: RefSeq, a predicted model, not a curated record
AUUACCAGACAGAAUUCGCGCUUCUCAUUCUUACCUAGGGUUUUCUGCUGCUUCUUCUUCCUUCCGAUCUGCCAAUACCUCAAUUUUCUUUCUAUGCUGAAUCUCUAUAAUUGACACAUUUAGCUCAAGAUUACGCGAUGCCCAGGUAUUACUGUGACUACUGCGACACUUAUCUGACGCAUGAUUCCCCUUCGGUGAGAAAACAACAUAACGCAGGAUACAAGCACAAGGCGAAUGUACGAACAUACUACCAACAGUACGAGGCGCAAUUAAAUCAAAGUUUGAUAGACCAAAAAGUGAAGGAACAUCUAGGUGCAUUUAGACCCCCACCAGGUGUCGCUUAUAAUCCGAUUCAAAUGAGGCCCGGUUUAAUGCCCAUGCCUCUCCCAGGCCAGUAUCCUCUCGGUAUGCAAUUUAGACCUCCUGUUUUGCCCCGGCCACCCGGUGCUCCUGGGGGGUAUGCACCACCUCAAAUGCCACAAAUGGUGCUACCACCGGGAGCUCCUAUGCCAGGUCAGAUGAACGGUCUACAAAGACCAGGGGGGCUUCCACCCCCUCCUCCGAUGAUUCCUGGAAUGCCAAGUGGGGGUGCACCACCGCCAAUGUUUGCACCACCGCCAAUGUAUCAAGGGAAUGUUUCUUUACCUACAAGCGGAGGAAGUGAUAGUUCUAGUAUUAAUAACGCUCAAGCUACCGAGGCUAAUCAGUAGUAGAGUCUUCUUAUUCUCUUUCCGUAUUCUUUUGGU